Molecule: messenger RNA, 498 nt
Organism: Heterostelium album PN500
Lineage: Eukaryota; Evosea; Eumycetozoa; Acytosteliales; Acytosteliaceae
Exons: 3
Coding region: 1-498 (165 amino acids)
Source: RefSeq, a predicted model, not a curated record
AUGUCGUCAUCAUUCAACAGGGGAGGUCGUCGUGUUAUCGUCGGUGGAAGUGGAAGUGCCUCCGGUACUUUGAACGAUCGUUUCACACAGAUGAAGGACACCAAGGUUGCAAUCAGCUCGCCAGGCUUCAAGAAGAGAUCCGGUGGUUCAACCUCUGUUACCAUCACCCGUGACGGUGGAGACCGUAGACCAAGCGGUGGACGUUCGCACUCUGGUGGAGACCGUGGUGGACGUUCACAUGCCGGUGGUAGACCCCAAGGUGGUCGUGGUGGAUCGCGUGGUGGACGUUUCGGUGGUCGUGGUGGAUCUCGUGGUGGUCGUGGUGGACGUGGAGGUCGUUUCAAGAAGGAGAAGACCCCAACCAAAGAGGAAUUGGAUGCCGAACUCGACCAAAUCGCCAAGGACAACGAAAUGAAAGAAAAUGGUGAAUCAAACUAUGAAAAGCUGGAAAUCAUUGAUUUAGAUGAUCUAGGUAGAGUUUUUAUAAUUAAUCUUUAA